GUCGCACAGAACCAUGGGUCCGUCGCCCCAGGAGUCCGCGCGCGAGGAGAUGAUGGCCGUCUUGAAGGCCAACGGGAGCGCGUCGGACUACGAGAAGGCCCUGACCAAGUUCGUCGCCGCGGGCGGCUCGAGCGACGACUCCCUGGCCAAGGUCGGCGCGUCGGUCUACGGGCUGUCGCUCGCGCCCCCGGAGCCGCCGGCGAAGAAGGGCAAGGCCCCGCCGGCGGCCAUCGUGCCCUUCGACUUCAUGAAGCAGUUCAUGAAGGACACGCUCGUCGCGUACGGCGUGCCCGAGGCCGAGGCGGAGACGAGCGCCGAGGUCCUCAUCGAGGCUGACCGCCGCGGCAUCGACAGCCACGGCAUCGGGCGCCUCAAGCCCAUCUACUGCGACCGCAUGGACCAGGGCAUCCUCUUCCCCCACAAGCCCAUCGACGUCGUGCGCGAGUCGCCGACGUCGGCGUUGGUCGACGGCAACCUCGGCCUCGGCCUCUACGUCGGCCCCUACUGCAUGAAGCUCGCCAUCGAGAAGGCGAAGAAGCACGGCGUCGGCUUCGUCGUCGCCCAGAACUCGACGCACUACGGCAUCGCGGGCUACUACGCGACGAUGGCGAGCGACGCGGGCUGCGUCGGCCUCACGGGCACGAACGCGCGGCCGUCCAUCGCGCCGACGUUCGGCACGGAGCCCAUGCUCGGCACGAACCCGCUCUGCUUCGGCAUCCCGACGAAGGACGGCUUCCCCUUCUGCAUCGACUGCGCGACGUCCGUGAACCAGCGCGGCAAGAUCGAGAAGUACUCGCGCGACGGCAAGCCGACGCCGAAAGGCGCGGUCAUCGACUCCGCGGGCGUCGAGCGCACGGACACGGACGGCAUCCUCCGCGACAUGCAGCUCGGCAAGUGCGCGCUGACGCCCGUCGGCGGCGCGGGCGACGACAUGGGCGGCUACAAGGGCUACGGCUGGGCGACGACCGUCGAGCUCCUCUGCACGGCCUUCCAGAGCGGGCCCUUCGGCGAGGCCGUCUGCGGCAUCGACCGCGCGACGGGCGCCAAGAAGCCCAUGCCCCUGGGCCACUUCUUCCUCGCCAUCGACAUCGCGCCGCUCUGCCCCCUCGACACCUUCGAGCGCAACUCCACGAAGCUCCUCGACGCGCUCCGCGGCUCGCGCAAGUCGCCCCUCGCCGGCGGCCGCAUCUGGACCGCCGGCGAGCUCGAGCACGACGCGCGCGUCGCGCGCCACGCCCAGGGCGGCCUCUCCGUGCCCUACCCGCUCCAGAAGAACAUGACGGACCUCCGCGACAAGAUCCCCGCGCUCAAGGCCAAGUACGCCAAGCUCCCCUUCGAGUAGACUUGAUUUAAGUGCGUCCGCUCG
Aureococcus anophagefferens is the source of this 1366-nucleotide messenger RNA. RefSeq lists its product as hypothetical. The transcript has a single exon. Gene Ontology annotation, molecular function: oxidoreductase activity. Bases 14 to 1342 code for a protein of 442 amino acids. Lineage: Eukaryota; Pelagophyceae; Pelagomonadales; Pelagomonadaceae. The record is from RefSeq and is a predicted model, not a curated record.